Messenger RNA from Dicentrarchus labrax (European seabass), 2128 nucleotides. Its product is annotated as zinc finger protein 239-like. Gene Ontology annotation, biological process: regulation of transcription by RNA polymerase II. Bases 236 to 1108 code for a protein of 290 amino acids. Lineage: Eukaryota; Metazoa; Chordata; Actinopteri; Moronidae. The record is from RefSeq and is a predicted model, not a curated record. Gene Ontology annotation, molecular function: RNA polymerase II cis-regulatory region sequence-specific DNA binding; DNA-binding transcription factor activity. The transcript is spliced from 3 exons.
UUCGGCUGUGUUCGGCUGUGUUCGGCAGUCACGUGACUCGGACCGCAGCGGAACUGUCAUGGCGGCCGGCGGUGGACGGGAGGCUGAACCGAGCGGAACCGGAGGCGGUUCGUGGGUCGUGGUCGGUGUCUAGCUGAAUGGCGGGAAGAGAAGCAUCAGACGAGGAGGAGAGAGAACCCCGUCUUCCAUUUUGUGUCCCCUCAGACCCGCCGUGUCUUCCACCGAGGAGGCCGACAUGAGUUCUUCCCAGCAGAAACCAGGAGGAUCGAAGAGGCCCAGACCUCACCGCUGCCAGCAGUGUGACAAAGUGUUCACCUCCACACGCCACCUGAAGGAUCACCAGAGGGUUCACACCGGAGAGAGACCGUACAGCUGUGACCUCUGUGGGAAAGCGUUCACUCAGUUGAGCAGUUUACGGACUCACCGCCGCAUCCACACGGGAGAGAAACCGUACAGCUGUGACCAGUGCGGGAAGUCUUUCACUCAGUCCAGCACUUUAAAAGUCCACCAGCGCCGACACUCUGGAGAGAAACCGUACAGCUGCCAACAGUGCGGGAAGGGCUUCGCCGAUUCAUUCUCCUGCCAACAACACCAACACGUCCACACCGGAGAGAAACCGUUCCAGUGUCCGCUCUGCUCCAAAACCUUCCUCACGCAGUCCAAUCUGAAGAGACACCGGCGCGUCCACACGGGGGAGAAACUCUACGCCUGUGAGCUGUGUGGGCGGAGCUUUAACCACUACUCAUCGUACACAGUCCACCGACGGAUCCACACGGGAGACAGACCCUACCGGUGUAACUUCUGUGACAAAACCUUCACGUCAUCGACCAACCAGGCCGACCACGAGCGGGUCCACACCGGGGAGAAACCCUACCGCUGCGACCAGUGCGGGAAGAGUUUCAGCCACGUCACCACCUGCCUGCUGCACAAGCGCGUCCACACUGGGGAGAAACCGUACCGGUGUCAGUACUGCAGCAAAGCCUUCAUCACGUCGUCCAACCUGUCCCGACACGUGCGCACUCACACCGGAGAGAAACCGUACUGGUGCGACCGGUGUAAGAAACACUUCUCCUUCUCCAACCAGUUGAAGAGACACCGCUGCGUCUGAACUCGAGUCACAGUCACUUUAUUUACAUCAACACAUUUCCACUUGAGCUGGUUUUGGCCUUUUUCAACAGUUUGAACUUAAAGUCUCCACGAAGGGAAGCAGAGAGCCGUUAGCUUCCUCAUAUUUACUGUUUCCUGUAAAACAAGCAGCUAUGGAGGGACUCGUGGAGGAUAUUGAUUACCGUUUACAGCAGCAAUAUAGUGUGUGUUACCUCCAGCAUCUCGGGGCUGAGGCAGUUAGUUUAACUGCACGGCUGACCGAGCUAACAGCAGUUAGCGGUUCUCUACGUUUAAUACUAUAUAUAUAAUAUUUAUAAUAUUAUAUAUAUAUAUAUAUAUUAUAUAUAGUCAGGAGACUCUGUAAAUGACCUCCGUACUGUAACAAAUGUAAUAUCUCCAUCCAGUUUUCUGUGUUGUUUUCCACCUGCACACAAUGAUAAUAAUUGUUGUCUCUUCUUCUGGUCCUCUGACUGGAGACUUGGCGCCUCGUGCUGCUAAAGAUGAACCAACUCUUAAUAAUCACAUAACGACUGGAUGAAAGCGAACUUUCAUUCACAUUUUCUUCUGUUUAAUGACUCAAAAUUCACUUAAAAUGAGACAUUUUGAUGGGAACUCAACUGUUGUGUGACUCUUUAAUGUCUCUUUACUGGUUCUUUAAUAAUCUAAUAAUGUCCUAAUAAUUAGGGCUAAAACGAUUAGUUGAUUAAUUGAUUAAUUGAUUAGUCAUUGAACAGAACAUUAAUUAAUCACUCACUUCAGGAGUCUUUUUGGGAUUGUUGAGUCAUAAAAUGUCUAAAAAAUGUUUUUACAUUUUUUUAUAUAUUUGCUUUAAAAUGUUUUUUAUUUACAGAUUAUUUAUAUAUUGAAUAUAAUAUAAAUACAUAAAUAUAUUCAAUAUUGAAAUGAUUGGUUGCUGGAAAAGACACAUUGUAAGACAUCAAUAAGCCUUUUUAUGUAUUUUUUUGUAUGUUUAAGUUAAUUUGGAAAACAUAAUGUACCAAAUAAACAGUUUGAAAAGAGA